AUGUCGCUCUCGGAUCCUCGCGCACUCCUCGACGCCAGCAUCCCCUUCGACGAUGCUAAAGUCGCCCUCUUGGACCAGGUUGUCGCUGCCAUGUUUGGAACGACCGACAAUCACUCACGAGAUGUGGCCCACAAAGUCUUGGGAGAGUUUAAAAACAUGCCCGAAGCUUGGAGCUACGUAGCCGUCAUUCUGAACAAGUCCCAGGACGCCAACACGAAGUUCGUCGCCCUCCAAAUUCUUGAAAAUACAAUCCAGACGCGCUGGAACGUUCUGCCGGACGCCGAGAGGAAUGGCAUCAAGGUCUUUGUUACAGAUCUCGUUAUUCGCUUGGCGAGCGACGAGAAAGCUUGCCAGACGGAGAAGCACUUUGUGAAUAAGGUCAACGAGAAUCUGAUUCAGAUCGUGAAGCAGGAAUGGCCGGAUCGGUGGCCAGGCUUCAUCACGGAGAUUUGCCAGUCGAGCAAGGCGAGUCAGUCGAUUUGCGAGAACAACAUGCGGCUGCUGAACAUGUUGUCGGAAGAGGUCUUCGACUUCGGUCGCAACGAGAUGGUGUCGAAGAAAGUCGACAAGUUAAUGACGCAGCUGACAGCGCAGUUCCAGGAAGUCUUCGACGUCUGCAUGUUUGUGUUGAAGAGCUACGUGGUCAACCCCGGCGGGAUGAAGGAGAGCCUGGUGCAACAGACGCUCAAGUGCCUCGCCCACUUCCUCAAGUGGAUUCCUCUGGGCUUCGUCUUUGAGACCGACUUGAUCGAGACGCUGCUCCAAAACUUCUGGGAACCCGUCCAGUUCCGCGCCGACUGCCUUCGCUGCAUCACUGAAAUCGCUUCGCUCCAGCUGGGAAAGGAAGAAACGCACAUGUUCCGCGAACGCCUCGCCGUCCUCUGGCUCCAACUGGUCGCCAAAGUCCUGGCUCUGCCUCCGCAAACCCUCCACUUUGAAGACGCCGGACGCGUCCCGCCGCAAAUGCGCCUCUUCUGGGAGACCAUAUACUGCCAACUUUCUCUCUGCCUCACCGCCUUUCUGAAGAACCACCGCGAGAACAUUGCGGAGCCUCUGGACAAGGAGCGGAACGGACAAGCAUGUGUCCAGAUGCUCCAACAGGUCGCCGCGAUGACCGAUUUGCAGCACGACGAAACCUUCCAGAUUUGCCUCGACUUUUGGUUCUCCUUCGCGGAAAAACUCCUUAAUGAAGUCCACGAAGUCCUCAAGCGACAGAACAACGGCGCAUCGCAGCCCCCGUUGAUGCUUUCCAUGCCGUCAAGCUCUGAUCCGGCAGGCGGUGUAAGUGGGAUUGACGCACUGCGCCUCCCGUGCAGCUCUUCAGAACUCUCGUGGCGCGUCAAAAUGUACUCGGGCGUCUUGAACGAGGUUCGGAAAGUGAUGAUCCGGAAGAUGGCGAAGCCUCAGGAGGUGUACAUACAGUUCGACCAGGAGACCGGCGAGGUUACUCGCGACCACGAAGUCGACACCGCUGAAGUCGCGUUGUACAACACGAUGCGGUGCACGCAAGUUCUUCUCACCAAUCUGGGCCAAGAGGAGACAGAGGCGAUCAUGCUCGAGACUUUGAACACCGAGUGCAUGCAGGCUCCCGUGCAGCUGGGUGGUUGGAACCCUACGGCCCUCAACAGACUCUGCUACUCCAUCGGCUCCAUCAGCGGCGCGAUGCGCGAAGACAUCGAGCGGCGUUUCCUCGUCCAAGUCAUUCGGAAUCUGCUCAAUCUCUGUGAACUCAUGAAAGGCAAAGACGACAAGGCUAUUGUGGCGAGCAAUAUCAUGUACGUCGUAGGACAGUACCCGCGGUUUCUGAAGGCGCACUGGAAAUUCCUCAAAACCGUCGUCUACAAGCUGUUCGAGUUCAUGCACGAGACGUUUCCCGGCGUCCAAGACAUGGCCUGCGAAACCUUCCUCAAGGUUGCCCAGAAAUGCAAACAGGCGAUGGCUGCUUCGCGCCAAGAAGAGCCGAAACCGUUCGUCAUGGAGAUUAUCGAGAAACACACGAAGGAGACAGAGGUUCUGGAUGAAAAGCAAAACCUUCUCUUCUUCGAGGCCGUCGCGUGGGUUGUGUCUGCGACGUCGGAUUCGUUGAAGAACGAGUGCAUCAUGGGCCUCAUGCAGCAGUGCAACACGACCUGGAAGCAAAUCAUGGAGGCCGCGAAGGCGAACCCAGACCAGGUUCUCUACUCCUUGGACGUCUCGAAACGCCUGGUCAACAUUCUCCGGCUAAACCAACGGGUCGCAAAAGCGACAGGCGCUGCAUUCACUCCCCAGCUGAUGGUGAUCUACCAGGAAAUGAUUCAAGUGUACGGCCUGUACAGUCAGCGAAUUCUCCAAGAGGUCCAGCGGUGUGGCCCAUCUCGAAUCAAGCACAGCGAGAUCAAGGCACUGCAUCUCUACAAGAGAGAGACACUGCAUCUGGUGGAGACUUUCGUGGACACAGCCGCGCAAGAAGGCGCAAACUGCCGAAAAGAAAUUGCAGAAAAACUCAUCGGAGACCUCUUGCAACCUGUCUUGUCGGACUACAAGAACAACAUCCCCGAUACGCGGGACUGCGAGGUGCUAACUUUGCUCUCCGUGCUGAUGGCGCGUCUUGACUCCAACAUUUCUCCGGUGCUUCCUGUCAUUUUCGAGUUCGUCUUCGACUCCACCCUGGAUAUGAUCAAGACGGAUUUCCAGAGCUACCCAGACCACCGCGAGAAAUUCUACGAGCUCCUGAAGGUUUGCAAUCAGCACUGCUUCGAUGGCCUUUUCGCCCUCCCGCCGCACCAGCUGAAAGCCUACGUGGAGUCUCUUGUCUGGGCGUUCAAACACGAGCAUCCGUCUGUCGCCGAACAAGGAUUGCAGGUGACCUAUGAGUUCCUCUUGAAACUCAUCAACGACAAACGCGAGGUUUUAUCGGACUUCUGCAAUUUGUUUUAUUUCAGUUUAAUGAAGGAGACACUCUUGGUUCUCACGGACACCCUUCAUCGCUCAGGGUUCAAAUAUCAAACUCUGAUUUUCAUGCACCUAGUUCGCAUCGUCGAGUUCGGCGUCGUUCAGAACCCGGCCAACGGCCUCACCCGAGAGAAUGUCAUUCGGAGCUUUCAGACGGUGAACCAAAAGCAAGUCGAAGCCUUCGUUGUAGACCUGUUCAACUACUGUCGAGAUCCGAAGCCGACUCGGUUUCAGCAGCACAUGCGCGACUUCCUCAUCUCUCUCAAGGAAUUCGCCGGAGACAAUGAUCCUCUCUUCGAGGCCGAACGCGAGGAGGCUCUUGCAAGAGCUAGAGAGCUCGACCGGCAACGCCGCAUGCAGGUGCCAGGAAUGAUUGAACAGUACGACACGACGGUGACUGUCCGUGGGGGGGACGACGACUAG
This is a messenger RNA of Neospora caninum, 3354 nucleotides long. RefSeq lists its product as hypothetical. Gene Ontology annotation, molecular function: nuclear export signal receptor activity; small GTPase binding. Gene Ontology annotation, cellular component: cytoplasm; nucleus. Gene Ontology annotation, biological process: ribosomal small subunit export from nucleus; ribosomal large subunit export from nucleus; protein export from nucleus. The record is from RefSeq and is a predicted model, not a curated record. Lineage: Eukaryota; Apicomplexa; Conoidasida; Eucoccidiorida; Sarcocystidae. The transcript has 21 exons. The coding region runs from base 1 to 3354 and encodes 1117 amino acids.